Messenger RNA from Raphanus sativus (radish), 2186 nucleotides. Its product is annotated as 4-substituted benzoates-glutamate ligase GH3.12. The record is from RefSeq and is a predicted model, not a curated record. Gene Ontology annotation, molecular function: acid-amino acid ligase activity. Lineage: Eukaryota; Viridiplantae; Streptophyta; Magnoliopsida; Brassicales; Brassicaceae. Gene Ontology annotation, cellular component: cytoplasm. Bases 379 to 2091 code for a protein of 570 amino acids. The transcript has 6 exons.
AGUCUUCGCGUCUUGCGAUCAGUUUCGUUUUCUUUUCUUAUUAUCUUCAUUUGUUGAACACAGAGAAAAAACAAAGCUAUACUUUAUUGAAACUUCGUUAGUAAUUUCUACUUUGAACUCACUUUCGUGAUGAGUCAGAACAGUCCAACUAACUAGUUUUAUAUAGUUUGACCAGCCAAAAAAGAGGGAGUUAUAUUGAAUCUCAAUGUAGAGUUUUUUUUCUUUUUCGUUUAUAGUCAGGGAGUGUACGGCGGAGUCCGAAGUCCAACCGACUAAUCUCCUGGAACUUGUCCACCAACGCCAGAUAAAUUCGUGAAUUUUGCAAUUGGAUUGGAGAUGCUCUAAAGCCGGCCACCUUUUAAUCCAAGAGAACCAAACAUGAAUCCAAACUCCGACAACAACCAAAGAUGGGAGGCGAAGCUGAAGGACUUAACUUCUAACGUGCAGCAGAUACAAGACAACUUGUUGGAGGAGAUACUCACACCAAACCUGAACACAGAAUACCUCCAACGUUUUCACGUCGAGAGGUUUGAUAAAGAGUUCUUCAAGAAGAACGUACCGGUCGUGUCCUAUGAAGAUAUUAAGCCCUAUAUCGAUCGUGUCGUGAAUGGAGAGUCAUCCGAUGUCAUAUCGGCCCGCCCUAUUACUGGUUUCUUGCUAAGUUCUGGAACUUCGGGAGGAGCACAAAAGAUGAUGCCAUGGAACAACAAGUACUUGGACAAUUUAACAUUUGCAUACGAUCUUCGUAUGCAUGUUAUAACCAAGCAUGUGAAAGGUUUAGAACAAGGAAAAGGAAUGAUGUUUCUCUUCACUAAAGAAGAAGCCAAAACUCCUUCUGGCUUGCCUGCUCGAGUCGCAACAAGCAGCUAUUUCAAGAGCGACUACUUCAAGAACCGGCCAUCGAACUGGUAUUACUCGUAUACGAGCCCUGAUGAAGUCAUACUAUGUUCUAACAACACCCAAAGUCUCUACUGCCAUUUGCUAUGUGGCUUGGUCCAAAGAGACGAGGUUGUGAGAAUGGGUUCCAUCUUCGCUUCAGUCAUGGUCCGAGCAAUCAAGUUUCUUGAAACUUAUUGGGAAGAGUUGUGUUCAAACAUUCGUUCAGGCCGUCUCAGCGAGUGGAUCACAGACCCUGGUUGUCGUAGUUCCGUGUCUUUAGUCCUUGGAGGACCACGUCCAGACUUAGCAGACACGAUUGAGACAAUAUGCAACCAGAGUUCUUGGAAAGGUAUAGUCACAAGACUUUGGCCAAACACCAAGUAUAUUGAGACCGUUGUUACCGGUUCAAUGGGACAGUACGUUCCCACCAUGAACUACUACUGUAACGACUUGCCUCUCGUUUCAACAACGUACGGUUCUUCGGAGACUACGUUCGGGAUCAACGUAGAUCCUCUGUGCAAACCUGAAGAUGUCUCUUAUGCUUUCAUGCCUAACAUGUCUUACUUUGAGUUCAUAACAAUGGAUGGAGACAAGCGUGAUGUGGUUGACCUUCAAGAUGUGAAGCUUGGGUGCAGUUAUGAACCCGUGGUCACAAAUUUUACUGGAUUAUAUAGAAUGAGAGUGGGAGAUGUUCUUUUGGUGACUGGUUUCUACAACAACGCACCUCAGUUUAAGUUUGUAAGAAGAGAGAACGUUGUCUUGAGCAUAGAUUCAGACAAAACCAACGAGGAAGAUCUCUUUAAGGCUGUGAGUCAAGCCAAGCUCGUUCUUGACUCAUCAGAUCUCAUUCUUGUAGACUUCACCAGCUAUGCAGACACCUCAACAUUUCCUGGUCAUUAUGUGCUCUAUCUGGAAGUAAAAGCCAAAGAGGGGAGCAAUCAUCUGGAGCUUAAUGAAGACGCAUUCUCCAAGUGUUGUUCAGUGAUAGAGGAUUCACUUGACAAUGUUUACAAGAGAUGUAGGUUCAAAGAUGGAUCUGUUGGAUCUUUGGAGAUAAGAGUGGUGCGUCAAGAGACGUUUGAUGAUCUCAUGGAAUUCUUCAUCACACAAGGUGCUUCCAUUGGUCAAUACAAGACUCCUAGAUGCAUUAAAUCAGGAAAGGCCUUAGAAUUUAUGGAGGACCGUGUGGUUGCAAGGUUUUUUAGUACUUGAAAUUGUUGUUCUUUGAAUUGUUGGUCCAAGUGACUCGUUGUGGAGUCUUAGUUGCAAUAAAUUUACAUGUGCCAGUCUAUCUUGUGCACUCUGAA